Molecule: messenger RNA, 2805 nt
Organism: Toxotes jaculatrix (banded archerfish)
Lineage: Eukaryota; Metazoa; Chordata; Actinopteri; Toxotidae
Gene: hs3st3b1a
Product: heparan sulfate (glucosamine) 3-O-sulfotransferase 3B1a
Exons: 2
Coding region: 360-1472 (370 amino acids)
Molecular function (GO): [heparan sulfate]-glucosamine 3-sulfotransferase activity
Source: RefSeq, a predicted model, not a curated record
CGUGGUGCUGCGCUGUGAGCGCUCACACGGAGGGCGAGUGAUGGGAGACUAACUCAGUCCCUGACAGCGCGUGUCGCUCACCUGGCGAAAUUUUCAUUCACUGUUUUAUUUUUAUUUUUGGCUUCAGGUUUUCUUUCCUGUUAAGAAUAAAACUAUUCAUCCUAUUCUGCAGGCUGAACUGGAAGUGAGACAGGGGGGUUAACGCGCGCCGCUCAAUUCAAUAUCAAUUUUCAUACUGGGCAGAAUUUGUGAUUGGGAAAUUGCGCAUCGACUGUUCACUACCUGAACCAUGGGAGAGGAGUGAGUCGCCUUUGCCAAAAUGCCUGUUAACUGGAAUAUAACUUUUUCACGGCGGUCCUAUGGAAUAUAGUCCGAUUUUACACAGUCUACAUGUUGUGCCAUCAUCCCACGUGAAAAACAAACUCUUUGUGUUCUGCAUAAUGCUGUCCCUUUGGGUGUAUAUGAUUUACUGUUGUGUCGGCUACUGCUCAACUAUGCCAAACCUGCCGUACGGCUCGGUGAACAGACACGAAAGCGAUGCAGAAGUUGACAAUCACGAGUCCUCUUUAGGGGCGUCCAGGGACUUGCUGAAUAACGAAAACGAUUUGGACAGCAGAGGAGAUGAGUGGGAUGAAAUUAGAGGCGAGGCGAAGGCGUUGGAUGAUAAUGCCAUGUCAGGUUUCCUCAAUGAGUCGGAAAGUAAAAAGUUGCCCCAGGCCAUCAUCAUCGGGGUGAAGAAAGGAGGGACCCGUGCGCUACUGGAGUUUCUGCGCCUGCAUCCAGACAUCAGAGCGGUGGGAGCAGAGCCGCACUUCUUCGAUCGCAACUACGACAAGGGACUGGAGUGGUACAGGGAAUUGAUGCCCAAGUCAUCAGAGGGCCAGUUGACCAUGGAAAAGACCCCCAGCUAUUACGUCACCAAGGAGGUCCCUGCUCGAAUCCACACCAUGUCUAAAGACAUAAAGCUGAUUGUAGUCGUUCGGGAUCCUGUCACACGAGCCAUCUCAGACUACACCCAGACCCGCUCCAAAAAGCCAGAUAUCCCCUCUUUCGAGAGCCUGACCUUUAAGAACAUGUCAGCAGGUCUGAUUGACACCACGUGGAGUGCUGUUCAAAUUGGCAUGUAUGCCAAGCACCUUGAGCGCUGGCUCCAAUUCUUCCCAAUGGAGCAACUGCUGUUUGUUAGCGGAGAGCGUUUGAUUAGCGAUCCUGCAGGCGAAAUGGCUCGCGUUCAGGACUUUCUUGGGCUCAGGAGGGUGGUCACAGAGAAGCAUUUCCACUUUAACCCAGCAAAGGGCUUCCCUUGCCUUAAGAGACCUGAGGGGAACAGCAAGCCACACUGCCUGGGCAAAACCAAAGGCAGGACCCAUCCUAACAUUGACCCAGAGGUGGUGCAGAGGCUAAGGGACUUUUAUAAACCCUUUAAUAGCAAGUUUUACCAGAUGACUGGUUAUGACUUUGGCUGGGACUGAAUGAAAACUAUGAUGACAGACUCAUGCUGGUCCCUUGUCUGUUUCAGUUUUUUUUUUGUUUUUUUGUUUUUUUGUGUUUUUUAAAUAAUUUUAUCAUUCUGGAGAUAUUGUUAUACAGUGUAUGUACAGUAUUUGGUGGAUAUGUAAAAAAGUUCAGAAGUCUAUUUUAUGAUAAUUUAUUGUUAUGAUAUUAACUCACUAAGCUGCCUAACUGGGUUUAUUCAUGAUCCACCACACAUUUUUUGUCCAGUUUUUAUUCUCAUUACAUACGUAAACAUUUUUAUAAAAGCACAAUGUUUUUACGGGUAUUACAAGCAGGGUCAGUAUCCUUCUUUUGGCUUCAUGUGGAUAACCACUUCUCUUUCUUUUACUUUCCCAAAUGCAGCUUUUGCUUCACCUUAAAGUGAGUGAGAUCCAACUUUUCAAACAACUGGUAAUAUCCCCUUAACAUUUGCCUGACCCUCAGAGGUCUGUGGACCCACUUAGUCAGGUCGAUACAGGCCUCAGCUGAUCCAGUGCCACUUGCCAGGUGGAUCAAUACAGUAAUAGCUCCUAAUCAUGUCAGUUAGACCUGAGUGAUGGCACUGCCUUGAUCCCUCUGGCACUGCAAUAAAACAUGGAUCCAUUAAUGGCAGUAAGUUUAUGGUUGACCCUUGAGCCAACUUCAAGUUAAUACAAUAAUAUAAAUUUCCACUGCAAUGUUUUGACUUAACCACUAUUUAUACUGUUUCUACAAAGGAAUGUUGAUUAGGAUCCAAUAGAGGCUCCUGUCACGAUACUUUUUGGAUGAUUUUAUCCUUUUUCCAAAAACCUGCUGCACAGGCUUCAUAAUGCCUGAUCCUUUAUUGCUCUUUCCAAACCGAAAAUGAUUCAUAUGACUCAGUUACAUUCAGUGAUCUGUACUGAAAUGGCACACGAGAAUCAUUCUGUACUGCUGUUUGUUUGUUUUUUUAAAUGACAGGUGACACUUGACGUGUUAAUGAUGCCCUUAUCCAAGAUACAUUAGCUGAUAGAGCAAUGGCUACAUGAAAAUAAGCAUUUCUUUUAAUAUUUUUACUACUACUUUCAGUGGUACCUGAAGAGAAUAUAAGCCAACCUACCUUCAGCCAAUAUUUACAUUUCAUGUAUGGUUGAGUUUUAUUCAACCUUUUUUACAUUCGUCAGCAUCUUAACAGACAUCAUUUCACAAUGAUGUACUGCGACCCCGCUAUUGUAGAGGCACUAUUUUGCUGUACACAUUGCUUUACAAACAUGGAAAUGAAGCAGGUUUGACUGAGAAGUUGAUUCAAAGGUGCAGUCAUGUCAUUUUUAUGAAGUAAGAAAUAAAUAAGUU